This is a messenger RNA of Apis laboriosa (Himalayan honeybee), 2061 nucleotides long. RefSeq names its product putative inorganic phosphate cotransporter (gene MFS3). Gene Ontology annotation, molecular function: transmembrane transporter activity. The record is from RefSeq and is a predicted model, not a curated record. Gene Ontology annotation, biological process: transmembrane transport; monoatomic anion transport. The coding region runs from base 392 to 1906 and encodes 504 amino acids. Lineage: Eukaryota; Metazoa; Arthropoda; Insecta; Hymenoptera; Apidae. The transcript is spliced from 9 exons.
UUCCUUCGUAUAGUUUGGAGGAUCUGAUGUAUCGCGUUCACUUUCAGUAGCAUGUUGCGCGAACGAGGAACAAACGAAAGUGGGAGCAAAGAGAGAAUUGUAAAUUGACAAGUUUUCGAAAUUUACAUUGUCCAAUAAUCGAUUAUAAAUUUUUCGGGCUAAAAAUCGUAUUUCACGAAAAUUUCUCUUCGAAUUCGGAAACGGCGUUAAAUCGAGAAAUAUUAAGCGACGAUUAAUUUUGUGAAUUCGUAGAAAUUUUAUUAAUUCUUAAAUUGCAGUUUGAAUUGCAAUUGUAAUCGAAAAGAAAUUGUAAACUCUUUUACGAAGAUUUUUUUUUUUUCUUUUUUUAUUUCGAAAAGGCAGAGAAAAUACGUAUCGUCGAGGGAAAAUUAUGACUGGAAAACGUAAUCUCAAGGAAACAGGGCACGCCACGUUUCCUACACGAUACGUAAUGGCGAUUAUGGGCUCUAUUGGGCUCGCCAUUAUCUACGGUUUCAAGGUAAACGUAAGUGUGGCCAUCGUAGCUAUGGUGAACCACACUGCUGUAAUAUUGUCCGCGUUGCAUCAAUUGGAAUCGGGGAAUGCGACGAAUGUGGCCGACGAAUGUCAUCACCAUGAUGUUUCUUCUAACGCGACGACGAAAAUCAUCAUCGAGGAUGGUCCAUUCGUGUGGAACGAACCUUUACAAGGCCUUAUCUUGUCAUCCUACUUCUGGGGAUACAUGGUAUCUUUACUUCCGGGGGGACGAAUGGCCGAACUGUUAUCCGCCAAAUGGGUGAUGAAUGGAUCGGUACUUCUGAACGUCGUCGCAUCUAUAUUAUCACCUGUUGCUGCUCAAACCCAUUAUUCUCUCUUUAUCGUGAUGAGAUUUCUUCAAGGAAUCGGUGGGGGCGUGACGUUUCCGGCAAUGCACGUUAUGAUCGCUAAAUGGGCUCCACCAAACGAGAGAAGCGUUCUUGCUUCGAUCGUUUAUGCAGGAACUGCACUUGGCACUGUGAUUUCUAUACUCUUAACGGGAAUGUUGGCUGCGAAUUUCGAAUGGAUAUGGAUAUUUUACAUUGAAGGUGCACUUUGUCUAAUUUGGUGCACGGUUUGGUGGAUUGUGAUCGCGGAUAGUCCAGAGGAACAAACGAUGCUUAUCAGCGAAGAGGAAAGGAAUUACAUUAUGGAAUCUUUAGGUCAAAAUAGGAAUAGUGAACAUAAAAGGCUAUCAGUUCCAUGGGGUGCAGUGUUACGAUCUAAACCAUUUAUGGCAAUUUUAAUUGCUCAUUUCUGUAGUAAUUUUGGAUGGUACAUGUUACUUAUUGAGCUUCCUACUUUUAUGAAUCAAAUACUAAAAUUCGACAUGAGUUCUAAUGCUGGUCUUUCUUCCAUGCCAUUUUUAUGCAUGUGGAUUUUCACUAUGGUUCUUAGUAAGGUGUUAGCCAUAAUGCAGGAUAAAAAAUUAAUUUCAGUAACGGUAUCAAGAAAAAUUGGGACAUUAUUCUCAUCUGUUGUUCCCAUGAUUUGUUUAAUAGGAGUAUCUUAUGUUGGAUGUAAUCGUACAUUAGCUGUUACAUUAAUGACUAUUGGAGUAACUUGUAUUGGUGGAAUGUAUAGUGGAUUUCUAUCCAAUCAUAUUGACAUUGCUCCAAAUUUUGCUGGUACUCUCGUUGCCAUUACGAACUGUAUUGCUACUAUACCUGGAUUUGUAGUGCCAAUAUUUGUUGGAAAAUUAACGCACGGAAAUCAAACUAUAGGAGCAUGGAGAAUUAUAUUUUUUACAACUGUUGUUUUGUAUAUAAUUGAAAUAAUAGUUUACACUGUUUUUGGAAAUGGAGAAGAACAACCCUGGAAUAAAACUAAAUUAAUCGAUGAAGAGAUCAGUGAUCAAACAUUACCAUUAAAAGAAGAUUUUAAGAAAUGAUGUGUGACUUUCAAAAAGUCAACUUUCAAAAAGCUUUCUAAUUCAAUUUUUGAUAUUAUACAAAAGAUUAUCAUUAAUAAUCUUUAUUCUACAAGGAACUUAUUUAUACAUUUAACAUCAUUAUUGCGUUAAAAUUUUUGUUUUUAUAUGAAAAU